GAUAACUGUUAAUUUAAGGUAGAAAAAGGAGAAGAUUUGGAAAGAAGGCGACUUGCUGUUGUUUGUACCGCGAAAGAGAAGGCAAGCAAAAAACGUCAUCCUCGGCGGAACAGGCGCGGAGGCUAAUCGUUAACCAAACCAACACAGAUCCCAUAACGCUUCGUCUAGGGUUUCGCUGAAUCCCCAAUUUUCCUAACCCCGACCGGACAUGCUCCUUCCCCGAUGGCCGUCGUAACCAGCAACGGCAAGCGCCGCCAACAUUGGCCAUCCGCGAAUUACCACUUUCCAUCUCCCAAUUCCAAAAGACCCAGAGUUUCAACAAUGUCCCAAAACCACGCGCAAUCCUUGUUAUCCUCGACUAGUAUCAUUUCAAGAAUCUCUAAGUACCCCGAAACCAAGCCACCACUGCAUAGGGAGGUUCACGCCCCGUGUAGACCACGUAAGUUUGAUUCUCCUGCCUUCAAUAGAAGUUUUCAUUAUCCUCGCAAAGAAGAGAUUAGUUACGACAAGGGCAACGUGCUCAGUAAAAACUACCAAAGGGCGAAAAAUUCUGCGUUGGCUAGCAUUAGGUUUGGGGAAAAGGGCAAGGAGGUGAUAGAAGUGGAUGCUGAUAGUUCCAAGGGUAUGGUGUCGGAGGAUUCGAGUGUGGAAGAAGAUGGACGAGAGCACAAGUGGCAAGAAGGUGGUGAUUUGGUUGUGACUGAGGUGAAGGAUUUGGAUGCUAAUAAGGAUAUGCAUGGUGUCCCUCAGCAGCAGUCAACUUCUUCCGUUGUUUCUGAGUUGACUAACGGUGAUCUGAAUGUGGUUAAUGCUGAGAAGAUGUUGGACACUCUUUCUUUGACUCCUGAGCAUGAUCUUUCCUCCGUUCAAGCCUACAAGAAGUUGCUCGAUGCUCUUGGCCAACGAAAUGAUACGCUUGAGAGGCUGAAGGCUGAAAUUCAAGUUAACGAGAAGCGUAUGUCCACAUUUGAAUUGUUGCGCCCAAAGAAGGAACUAGUUGAGGAAGUUCCAUUGGAACCUUUUAUUCCUCUUACUAAAGAGGAAGAAGUUGAGGUUGCACAUGCCUUUUCUGCCGACAGGAAAAAGAUCUUGGUUUCCCAUGAGAAAUCUGGCAUUGAGAUCUCUGGAGAAAAGUUUCAAUGCCUUAGACCGGGUGCAUGGUUAAACGAUGAGGUAAUAAAUAUGUACCUUGAAUUGCUGAAAGAGAGGGAGAGAAGAGAACCACUGAAGUUUCUGAACUGUCAUUUUUUCAAUACCUUUUUCUACAAAAAGUUAAUAAGUGGCAAGAAUGGGUAUGAUUUCAAAUCUGUGAGGAGAUGGACCAGCCAAAAGAAAUUGGGAUAUGGCCUACAUGAAUGUGAUAAAAUAUUUGUACCUAUUCAUAAAGAGAUUCAUUGGUGCUUGGCUGUUAUCAAUAAGAAAGAUAAGAAAUUUCAGUAUCUGGACUCACUGAGAGGAACAGAUGCCCGAGUGAUGAAAAUUCUGGCUAGCUAUAUUGUAGAUGAAGUAAAGGACAAGACUGGAAAAGAUAUUGAUGUAAGUUCUUGGAAAAAAGAAUUUGUUGAAGACCUUCCUGAGCAGCAGAAUGGGUAUGAUUGUGGGGUGUUUAUGAUCAAAUAUGCUGACUUCUAUAGCAGAAACUUGGGGUUGUGUUUCAACCAGGAACACAUGUCUUACUUUCGGCGCAGAACAGCUAAAGAAAUCUUGAGAUUAAAAGCUAACUAAGCAAAAGAAUAUUCAUUUUGUAUUUCCAUAUUGGAUUUUGGUCAUAAAAAAUCGAAACAAUCAUUAAUGUCAAUCAGUAGAGCACUUUUUGAUGAAGGAUCCUUCAUUCGUGUCACUAUCUUGACCGUAACCAUUCAAAAGUUCUGGCAUUUGCUAGAGAUUGUGGACGGGACUGAUCAUACUUAUCAUCCCGAUAUAUCCAGGUACACCAUGUUGGUAGUGUAGUAUGUAGUAGGUUGUAUAUGCUACGCAAAGGUGAAUCAUAGAUGAGAUGAGGCAUUAGGUUGUGGUUUUAAUUAUGUAAUGAUAAAUGUGCUCCCUCGCCUUUUUUGGUGUCUGGUUACUAUUUGCGUCCUUUUCUACUGAAAUUUGAACUUGGCUGUGGGGUGAUGUCAUAUAAGGUGCAUUAAGAGCAUUGAAGGAAACGGGGUAUUACUUUGCUUUUGAUUAUGACUUAAUCUGAUUUUAUAUGAAACAAUGUUAUGCAGCAUUUUA
This is a messenger RNA of Glycine soja, 2220 nucleotides long. RefSeq names its product ubiquitin-like-specific protease ESD4. Gene Ontology annotation, molecular function: deSUMOylase activity. Lineage: Eukaryota; Viridiplantae; Streptophyta; Magnoliopsida; Fabales; Fabaceae. The record is from RefSeq and is a predicted model, not a curated record. Gene Ontology annotation, cellular component: nucleus. The transcript has 9 exons. Bases 223 to 1725 code for a protein of 500 amino acids. Gene Ontology annotation, biological process: protein desumoylation.